Messenger RNA from Botrytis byssoidea, 885 nucleotides. RefSeq lists its product as uncharacterized. The transcript has 2 exons. The record is from RefSeq and is a predicted model, not a curated record. Bases 1 to 885 code for a protein of 294 amino acids. NCBI's taxonomy places the organism in Eukaryota, Fungi, Ascomycota, Leotiomycetes, Helotiales, Sclerotiniaceae.
AUGGCGCCCGAAGCUAUUCCCCUUCGAACCCUCACUACCCUCCUUAACUACGAACGUCUAGUCAGUGAUCCCCGCUACAAACAGACCAGUCUCCACAGCAGCACCAUCUCAGACCAAACCAUGCUUCCUCAAAGCGACCCGCAAGCAUUCAAAAAAAUCAACGUUCACACUUUCCACCACGAUGCUUCUACUCCCGAUUCUACUCAAGAUCAAGCUCUAGAAACUUCCACCACUCAAGCGAUAAGUACCAUCCAUCCUUCAUGCGAUAUAGCAACCCGUUCACUUUCCCCCACUCAACUCGAAAACAUCUUCUACGAAUCUCGAAGCCAUGACGCUUGUCACAAAGCUCUAAUCCUCUUUAAAAAAAAAUUCGCCUUCUGUUCCUCAGACCAACAACUAUCCAUCCAGAUCAAAAACGAAGACGCAGUUCUCAUUGACCCUUUCCCACUCUCCAUCAUAGAGUACAAAUUGACCGGUCUCAAACUCAUGAGUGUCCAAUCUUUAAAGUUGGGGAAUGGCGGCGCGACAUAUAUUACGGGAGGAGAAAACGAGGGAUUCCAUUCUAUCCUCGGGUUUCCUAAACCAGGAACGAGUGUAGGUCAGAUAGUAAACUUGGAUGACUUUUUCGUGGUAGAUAUGACGCGUAUGCAAUGGGGCAAGCGAGGAAUAUUCGACGAGCCUUAUUUUCUCGGCAAGGGAAGAGAUUGGCAGGAUGCUAUGGAUACUAUCUGUGAUGAUAUGAAGGAAUUGGGAAUUGGAGCAUCAUGGAUAUUGGAGAAUCAGCAUACAGAAUUGAUGAGAAAGUGCCAAAAAGGGCAUGGGAUCACUGGAACGAUCGAGAAAACGCAGGCUGGUGUGAUUACUGUGGUGUGGGAGGAAAGUUGA